AUGCAACGAAUUUUAUUAUUCGCCCUGGUGUUUACAGUCUUCUAUCUUCACCAUGUUCGAUGUGAGGAAAUCGAUAAUCGAACAUCAACCAUUACAAAAGUGACUAUCGAGACAUUACCGCAUACUGAAAAGGCAGAAAAUGAAACUGAAAAUCAAAGAAAGAUUACCUCGAAAGCCCAGUCAAGAAGACGGAGUUGUUUUAGAGGUAGAUGUCGUAAACGGAAGAUCUACACUAGACUUGAAGACAUUGAAAAAGAAUUGGAAAGGCGCGAACAGGUAGCAGAAAUGGAAAAAUUGGAAAGAGAAAUUGAGAGGCGUGAAUUCGAAGGAGCCAAGAAGAACGCUCCAAAAAUGCCAACUAUUAUUCAUCAAGUAAUUAUUACUAUUAAAUAA
Molecule: messenger RNA, 393 nt
Organism: Rodentolepis nana
Lineage: Eukaryota; Metazoa; Platyhelminthes; Cestoda; Cyclophyllidea; Hymenolepididae
Source: the annotation of a GenBank genome assembly